GGCCGUCUUCUCCGCUCUCCCUGCCGGUCGCCUUCUCUUCUCCCCGUCUCCAUCCCCGCGAGCCCAAACCAAACCCCUGCUAGGGUUUUCGCUCCGGGCAUGCUCCCGUCCUAACAGCCACCUCCUAUGGCCCUACUCCACUUAUCCCGGCCAUGACAGCCGCCGCUGCCGGCCUCCUCCUCAACCGCCGCAAGCGCCACCUCGAAUGACUCCUCUCUGCCCCGCCACUUCCACGGCCCACAGCGCCACAGCCGCCUAAGCUAGCGCCUCCGCCGCUGGGCCUUCUUCCCGCUCCCACCGGAGGCGAGGUCCUUAGUAUUCGACAUGGGAAACUACGUCUCCGGCCUCUUUGGCGGCCGGCCCAAGGAUGAUGGGCUGGGGGUGUACAGGAGUUGGUUCGAUGCGUCGCGGGAUCUCACGGUGGUCACGAAGGAGGAGACGGGGACGACGUCACACCUGGUGAACCGGAGAUUCCGGGUGCAAGUGGGAAAAAGGUUACCGUUCUACAAGGAGGCGCAUGAGGGGACGAGAGAGUUCGACAGGAGGUUGGAAGAAUUAGGGUCCGAGGUGAAGCUCGAAGAGGAGAAACUUGCUGAGCUACGGAAGUCAGACAAAGCUCCCAAUGAGGAUCUAUCUGAACUCUUUAAACCUCUCACUGCUGAGGAGGAAAAUGAAGUCUGUGAUUGUUUGUACAGUAGUGGUCCGAGUAGCAAAGUCCUGGUGUUGCAUGAAUUUUCUAACAUUGAGGUUACCAAAGAGAAACUCUGGUGCUUGAGACCCAGUGGCUGGUUAAAUGAUGAGGUCAUUAACCUCUACCUUGAAUUGUUGAAGGAGAGGGAAAAAAGAGAACCGAAAAGGUUUUUGAAAUGCCAUUUCUUUAAUACAUUCUUUUAUAAGAAGCUUGCUUGUGGAAAAAAUGGGUAUGACUACAAAUCUGUUAAAAGAUGGACUACCCGCAGGAAGUUGGGUUAUGAGCUCAUUGAAUGCGAUAAAAUCUUUGUCCCUGUGCAUAAAGAUAUACAUUGGUGUUUAGCAAUCAUAAACAUGAAGGAAAAUACAUUUCAAUAUCUUGAUUCUCUCAGCGGCACGGAUCAUAAUGUACCAAGAGUACUGGUAAGCAUGACUGAUUUGUCUUGCUCCCAGAAUAAAAUUCCAGCUCGAUAUAUUGCAGAGGAAGUGAAGGACAAAAGUAACAAAGUGAUCGACACUGGUUCUUGGCAUGAAGAACUAGAUGAUUGUAUUCCUUUACAACAGAAUGAGUGGGACUGCGGUAUGUUUAUGCUCAAAUACAUUGAUUUCCACAGCAGAGGAUUGAACCUGUCGUUCAGUCAGGAACACAUGGAAUAUUUUCGGAUGAGAACAGCAAAGGAGAUCUUAAGAUUAAGAGCUGACUGACUGAUGGAUACCCUCAUUUUGGAAUAGAAGCUGAUUCUUUUCGUUUUAUUUUUUGGAAUUAGAAUAUAAGUUGAUCAAGGCAUGGCAAUAUUCAUUAUUGGGCAUCGUUCUAACCUGUAAAUCCGUUCUUGGAUGUUUCUGGCGAAGAUAGGAUCAUAUGUUCUCGAGAAACUGGAUGAUUGUGAUAUGAAGCUGAUGCAUCCAUGAUGUAAAUGCUACCAAUUUUCUGUAAAGCUUUCUUGUCUAGGGAUUUGGGUGGUAGAAAUAGCAGGGCAAAAUUAGAUGCUGCUAUACUGUUAUUGUUUAAUACUAAUUCGGGCUAGGAUUUUUUCC
Phragmites australis (common reed) is the source of this 1728-nucleotide messenger RNA. Its product is annotated as ubiquitin-like-specific protease ESD4. Gene Ontology annotation, molecular function: deSUMOylase activity. Bases 325 to 1395 code for a protein of 356 amino acids. NCBI's taxonomy places the organism in Eukaryota, Viridiplantae, Streptophyta, Magnoliopsida, Poales, Poaceae. Gene Ontology annotation, biological process: protein desumoylation. The transcript has 9 exons. The record is from RefSeq and is a predicted model, not a curated record. Gene Ontology annotation, cellular component: nucleus.